GAGGUCUUUGCCAGGUACUAAUGUAAUGAUCAGAUUGCGGGUUUAUGUUUCCCUACUUGAGAAUAAUGGUGACAGGGGCACUAGAGUCUCCAAUUUUUCUUCAAGCUUAAACACCCUACCUGAGGUUUCCGUCAUACAUAAGUGCCAGAGUCAUGAGAAGACUCAGAAUCCCCACUUCUGUACUGUAAAAUUUGCAUGACAAUGAGCUCCCCUGACAACUCGGACUCGCAGGUGCUUGAACUCGGAUGGGUGCUUUGGAGCUUCCAUUAUGCCAAUGUGGCUGUAACUUCGUUCUGGGUAUAUGACUACUUCCUCACCUUGGCCGACGAGGUUGUAUUUUUGACGCAGUCACAAUGGAAAUAUCCGAAGCUGCUUUACAUUGGCUGCCGAUACCUUACCUGCAUUUACUUGUCAUCAGUGAUGCUCGUGGCAUUGCAACCCACGAUGUCAAUUGAAACGUGUCGCACGAUGUACUCUGUAAAUACGUAUAUAGGAUGUGUGAUUAUGGCGUGUGCCGAGGGUAUCUUCUUGGCCCGCGCUUGUGCAAUCUGGCAAUUUAGGAGGCGCAUAACAGUUAUGCUCCUGAUCAGCGCAUUGCUAUACCUUUUUGCUGUUUAUAUGGUGUUCUCAAGCAGCCGAUCUGCACCUCAGAUUACUAAGCCUCGCAUCCCUGCCACGAGCUGUUUUGAGACUGGCGAGGGCAGGAUCAUCAUAAUUGUCUACGUGUUACUGGCUGUGGCGGAGAUACAAGUAUGGAUGUUCUUGCUAUACAAGGCCGUGGUAAGCUACUGGCGAGAAGGAACUGAUAAUCGCCUGUUGAGACAACUGGUUCUCCACAAUAUGAUUUACAUGACCUGCGGACUCAUCUUCUCAUUCACAGUCAUAACAACGACAGUGCUUGUCAAGGAAUAUUAUGGUUUCAUGAUGGUAAAGUUUAUACGCAUCUGGCAAGUCACUAUCCACACUUUUCUUGUGACAAGUAUGUCUCGUGGACUCUGGAGAGCAGACCGGCAGCGUUCCUCAUUAGAAUCCUUACCUACUUUUUCACCCGAAACGUUGAAUCAGGUGUAAUUUUUCAUCUUUAAUCCUUUCAUCUUUUAAUGGUGUGUUUAUCACCUGUCACGACUGCAUGUUGGAGGCAUGCUGUGGUAUCCAU
Molecule: messenger RNA, 1156 nt
Organism: Suillus bovinus
Lineage: Eukaryota; Fungi; Basidiomycota; Agaricomycetes; Boletales; Suillaceae
Exons: 14
Coding region: 196-1071 (291 amino acids)
Source: RefSeq, a predicted model, not a curated record